Cajanus cajan (pigeon pea) is the source of this 1442-nucleotide messenger RNA. The record is from RefSeq and is a predicted model, not a curated record. Lineage: Eukaryota; Viridiplantae; Streptophyta; Magnoliopsida; Fabales; Fabaceae.
CACUCACUAUGCGAGAUGGAGAUAUUCCUUAAAGUGAUCGAGUCUACCAUCUGUUGCUACCUCCUUUAUAUUCUAAAUGUCCGUAUUCGUGUCACUCUGUCACCCACACACUACCCUUCCCCCUUCAAGUACCUACCUUUACUCCUUAUUAAUUCACCCCUCCCCACCUUCCCCGACACCUUUCGAAUUACCAAACCUGUUGGUUCCUUAAUGGCCACAAACAUCGUCCAAGCAAAAUGGGAAAAUAACGCCGAACAAGAGGAAGAGGAAGAAGAAGACCAAGAAGAGGAAGAAGCCUUGUCUCUUUGCGAUCUUCCAAUCGACCAACCACCAAACCAACAACACUCUCAUGCCAACGAAGCAACACAAGAGGACUUCGAUUUCCGCUCAUGGGGUGCUCCCUUUGAAAUGUGUGUGGCCGAUGAGGUUUUCUUCAAAGGCCAAAUUCUCCCCUUGCGUCUCUCCUUCAGCUCCGAAGCUGGCUUAUUGGCCACACCCACAACAGGGUCUCAUAAAAAACAUUAUGGUAAGCAAUCAAGUUCCGAAUCCUUGGAUUUCACGAGUAAUAGUAGCAGUAGAAGUAGUAGUCUCAGAAGCCAAAACUCAUCAAGUAGCACUAGCUCCACAACUACAACUACUACAUCCCCAAGAGCUAGAAACCAGUUUCACACACACCCAAGUCCCAAACCUCAGUUAAGAGCACCGACCCCAUCAAGUUUGGGUAACCAAGGUAGAAAAUCAACGUCAGCAUGGGGAAUUUUCCGUCUGGGUGUAGUCCCUGCUCCCGAGAUAGGGUUACAAGACCUGAAGAUUCGUAAUAACAGAAGCUGCGUGAGUCGGAAUAGUAGUAGCGGUAGCAGCAACAACAGUGGAAAGAGUGUUAACAGGAACAAGGGCAGUCAUAACAAGGUUUUGAAACAGUUGGUUGGGAAAGGCGGUGGUCUAUUGAGUGGUUGUGAUUGUUCUCUUGAAACGGUGCAAUCGAACACGGUCAUGAUGAUAAAAGGUGGUGCUGCUGCCAAAAGCGUGAACAAGACAGAAAGUACAACGCACGCCGCGAAAGAAAAAGUGGUGGAGUCGAAGAAGAAGCACAAGGAGGGGAAGAAGGUUACGUCACGUCGUAGUAGAACGUUUGAAUGGCUAAAGGAGCUUCAUGCAACUCAUCCUGACGAAGAGCCUUUGUUAUCAAACGCAUCAUGAGUGCUGGUGUCGCAUGCUUAUACUUUACUUUUAUUAGAUUAGAUUAGAUUAGAUUAGAUUGGAUUGGCUUUCUUUCUUUACUUUUAUUUGAAUUAAAUUAUAAUAUUCUAGUCAAGGCGCUGUAAUCAAAAGUUCUUGCUUUCUCGUGAGAACGAGGUUGUAAUCAAUUUUUUUUUAAAAUUCGUUUUUUGAUGUUACUAUGUUGGUUGUAAAUUAAUUAAUAAUUGAAUUGGGUUUGUUGA